AUGCUGGAGGAGCUGCUUACUGGAUACUCGGAUGCUGGGGGCCGAGUACUGAAGCUGGGAGCUGAUUGCCGAGAGUCGAUCGCCAGACAGUCGAUUGCCGAGCGUCGUUUGCCGAGAGUCGAAUGCCAGAGAGACGAUCGCCAGACAGCCGAUUGCCGAGAGUCGAGUCCUGGGAGUCGAACGCGAUCUACAGAGGCACCUGGCUCCUCAAUGCGAACCCCACUAUGGCAGACCAGACCAGACCAGCAGACAAGGCAUCCAACCGAAAGGACGCCACCAUAUUUCUAUGGCGAGAAACCAAAAAGGAUUUCUCCGUCCUCUGAUCUCGCAUGA
Zychaea mexicana is the source of this 333-nucleotide messenger RNA. RefSeq lists its product as uncharacterized. NCBI's taxonomy places the organism in Eukaryota, Fungi, Mucoromycota, Mucoromycetes, Mucorales, Lichtheimiaceae. Bases 1 to 333 code for a protein of 110 amino acids. The transcript has a single exon. The record is from RefSeq and is a predicted model, not a curated record.